AUGGAGAAGUCAUCAAAAAGGCCCUCUGUAUUCUCCUUGAACAGACCAAAGUCAACAAAGUCAAAAAAAGAAAUUAUGUUCGAACUUCAGAAAAAACUUCCACUUCAUAAAUGCACGUUUGACCGUCAGAGAAGAAGUUGGGUGGGCCCCGUUAAACCUCAGCAAACCCUCCCGUCCCGCUGGGCAAAAACCAGAGGUGCAGUGUUCUUUCUUGGUCUGAAACCAUCUACCAGAAGAUCGAUAGAUGUCGAAAAUUUAGUGAAGGCUACACAGUUGCUGAGAUCAUCAAUGAAUAACGAUGACAAAAACGAUUCAUCUGAAAAAGAUGAAGACUCUAUGGCUGCAAUUCUCGACAAACCAGUCAUAUCAAAACCGUUCAAAUCAUCCAGUAAAACUAUUUGGACAUGUCCAAAUGCACUGAAACCAGUAUCUGAGAGGUGCAAAGAAUUUACGUUUGAGAAAACGAAGGCAAACCAGGGUGAGAAACAGGUGUCCGCGGCUACUAAUCUACAGGCCGUGUAUCUAAAGAAAUUACUGGACGAGAAAGAGAAGGAAAUCAAAUCACUCCAGAAUCAGCUUCAUAAAGCCAACAAUGAGAACGUGAAACUAAUACAGGAACUAGAAGGAUACAGGGGAAAAAACUAUGAUGAAAUGUAUAAAGAGAAUUUGACCAAUAAAGACCACUUAAAUCGAGUAUGUCGGGAAAACAUUCUGCUGCACGGACUUUUACGGAAGCAGGGUAAUAGACGACUACAGAGACCAGAGGGCAAAGAAGCAGAGGAGAAGCAUAAUACGGAGCAUAGAGAACGAUUGAGACUGACUAAAUCUGCCAAACCCAGACUGUAUUAAUGCUGCGUUUGCUAGG
This is a messenger RNA of Saccostrea echinata, 865 nucleotides long. RefSeq lists its product as uncharacterized. NCBI's taxonomy places the organism in Eukaryota, Metazoa, Mollusca, Bivalvia, Ostreida, Ostreidae. The transcript is spliced from 7 exons. The record is from RefSeq and is a predicted model, not a curated record. The coding region runs from base 1 to 849 and encodes 282 amino acids.